UGAUAACAGACGUAAGGAGACAAUACAACGGAAAAGCGGGGGUUCUCCCAAAAUCAGAAUUUUCUCGAGUACAAAUCAAAAUUUUCUCGACCUUUCUUCUCCUUUUUCUAGACAAAAAUAGGUUUUCUGGUGAUCCAAGCAGGGAAAAAUGCUCUCCUUGCAGAGCGAUCCUCGGCUGCAACAGUACCAUCAUAGCCAGCAGCUUCAACAACAACUACAGCAGCAACAUGUUCAGUUGGUUCCAUACAACGAUGACUCACUCAGUCUGCACUCUGAUUUUGGAGGCGCAGUUGCUGCUGCUUCUUCUUCUUCUUCUGCUUUGGUUAAUCUCAAGCCCUCUCAGGGUUUGGACUCCCAUGAAGUUGAUGAUGACACACUCAUGGCCCUUGCUCAUCAAAAGUACAAGGCUGGGAACUACAAGCAUGCUUUAGAACACAGCAAUGCAGUCUAUGAGAGGAACCCACGUCGUACUGAUAAUUUGCUUCUCCUGGGUGCAAUUCAUUAUCAGUUGCAUAAUUAUGAUCAAUGCAUUGCAAAGAAUGAAGAAGCUCUUAGAAUUGAUCCACAAUUUGCUGAGUGCUAUGGAAAUAUGGCAAAUGCUUGGAAGGAGAAAGGCAAUAUUGAUGCUGCAAUCCGGUAUUAUUUGUUUGCUAUUGAGCUUCGACCGAAUUUUGCUGAUGCAUGGUCAAAUCUAGCUAGUGCAUACAUGCGAAAAGGGAGGCUUAAUGAGGCAGCCCAGUGUUGUCGCCAGGCACUUGCACUAAAUCCCUGUUUGGUUGAUGCUCAUAGUAACCUUGGCAAUUUAAUGAAAAUUCAAGGUUUUGUGCAAGAGGCUUACAAUUGCUACCUUGAGGCUCUUCGUAUACAACCCAAUUUUGCAAUUGCAUGGUCUAAUCUUGCUGGGCUUUUCAUGGAAGCUGGGGACCUUAACAGGGCACUUCAAUACUAUAAGGAAGCAGUGAGACUUAAACCAACAUUUUUUGAUGCCUAUCUAAACCUUGGAAAUGUUUAUAAGGCUCUGGGAAUGCCUCAAGAGGCUAUUGUAUGCUAUCAGCGUGCUCUUCAGGUCCGACCGGAUUAUGCUAUGGCCUACGGCAAUUUGGCAAGUAUUUAUUACGAACAGCGUAACCUGGAUAUGGCAAUUCUCAAUUAUAGGAGAGCAAUUGCUCUUGACUCAGGAUUUUUGGAGGCAUUUAACAAUUUGGGUAAUGCUUUGAAAGAUGCUGGAAGAGUUGAUGAAGCAACACAAUGCUAUAGGCAAUGUCUUGCCUUGCAACCUAACCAUCCUCAGGCACUUACAAACCUUGGGAAUAUAUAUAUGGAAUGGAAUAUGUUGACUGCUGCUGCUUCAUGCUACAAGGCAACUUUAUCUGUGACAACAGGACUCUCUGCUCCUUUCAACAAUUUAGCAAUCAUUUACAAACAGCAGGGUAAUCUCUCAGACGCUAUAUCUUGUUACAAAGAAGUUCUGCGUAUUGAUCCUAUGGCCGCUGAUGCACUAGUCAACCGGGGGAACACAUAUAAGGAGAGUGGAAUAGUAAAUGAAGCCAUUCAAGAUUACAUAAGAGCUAUUAACAUUAGGCCAGCCAUGGCUGAAGCUCAUGCAAAUUUGGCGUCAGCUUAUAAGGACAGUGGACAUGUUGAGGCUGCAAUAAAAAGCUACAAGCAAGCACUGGCUCUUCGCCCUGAUUUUCCAGAAGCAACCUGUAACCUUCUACAUACAUUACAGUGUGUUUGUGAUUGGGAGGAUCGGGAGAAUAAAUUUAUUGAGGUUGAAGGCAUACUCAGGAGACAGAUUAAGAUGUCUGUUAUUCCUAGCGUGCAGCCUUUCCACGCAAUAGCCUAUCCAAUUGAUCCAGUGCUUGCACUAGAUAUCAGUCGUAAAUAUGCGGCACACUGCUCUGUUAUUGCAUCUCGUUAUUCACUUGCUCGUUUCAACUAUCCUGCACCCUUCCCUGUGAAGGGUGAGAAUGGGAAUGGACGCCUCAGGGUGGGAUAUGUGAGUAGUGAUUUUGGCAACCAUCCCCUAUCUCAUCUCAUGGGCUCAGUCUUUGGCAUGCACAAUAGAGAAAAUGUUGAGGUAUUCUGCUAUGCAUUGAGUCCAAAUGAUGGAACAGAGUGGAGGUUGCGUAUCCAGUCUGAAGCAGAGCACUUCAUAGAUGUAUCAUCCAUGUCCUCUGACGUGAUUGCAAAGAUGAUAAAUGAGGAUAAAAUACAAAUUCUUGUCAAUCUUAAUGGUUAUACGAAGGGGGCAAGGAAUGAGAUAUUUGCUAUGCAACCUGCUCCUAUUCAGAUUUCUUACAUGGGAUUUCCUGGGACUACUGGUGCAUCAUACAUACACUAUUUGGUCACUGAUGGGUUUGUCUCACCUCUUCGCUUUUCUCAUAUCUACUCCGAGAAGCUUGUUCACCUUCCUCAUUGUUACUUUGUAAAUGAUUAUAAGCAGAAAAAUCGUGAUGUCUUGGAUCCCAAGUGCUUGCCUAAGAGAUCUGAUUAUGGAUUACCAGAAGACAAAUUUACCUUUGCAUGUUUCAAUCAGCUGUACAAGAUGGAUCCUGACAUUUUCACCACAUGGUGCAAUAUUCUUAAGCGUGUUCCCGAUAGUGCUCUUUGGCUUCUUAGAUUCCCAGCUGCAGGCGAGAUGAGACUUCGCACAUAUGCAACUCAGCAGGGUGUGCGGCCGGAUCAGAUUAUAUUUACGGAUGUUGCCAUGAAAAGUGAACAUAUAAGACGCAGUGCCUUGGCAGAUCUCUUCCUUGAUACACCAUUAUGCAAUCUAGACAUUUUCCAUCUUGUAGGAGCCCCGCUUGUUGAAAAUUGCCUGGCAGGUUUUAACAGUUCCGUAUUUGCCUAUGGGCAGACUGGAAGUGGAAAGACUUAUACGAUUUGGGGUCCAGCGAAUGCCUUGUUGGAAGAGAACUUAUCAAGUGAUCAACAAGGCUUAACUCCCCGUGUCUUUGAGCGACUCUUUGCUCGUAUAAAUGAGGAGCAAAUUAAGCAUGCUGAUAAACAACUCAAGUAUCAAUGUCGUUGUUCCUUUCUCGAGAUCUAUAAUGAGCAAAUCACAGAUUUGUUGGAUCCAAAUCAAAGAAAUCUGCAGAUAAGAGAAGAUGUAAAAUCUGGCGUUUAUGUCGAGAAUUUGACAGAGGAGUAUGUAAGUUCAAUGAAGGAUGUGACUCAGCUGUUAAUGAAGGGAUUAUCAAAUAGAAGGACAGGUGCGACUAGUAUCAAUGCUGAAAGUUCCCGCUCACAUAGUGUUUUUACCUGUGUUGUUGAAUCUCGAUGUAAGAGUGUGGCAGAUGGUAUAAGUAGCUUUAAAACAAGUCGAAUAAAUCUUGUCGAUCUUGCCGGCUCAGAACGACAGAAAUUAACUGGUGCUGCAGGGGAGCGCUUAAAGGAGGCAGGGAAUAUUAAUCGUUCACUUUCACAGCUUGGGAACUUGAUAAACAUUCUAGCUGAAGUUUCCCAAAAUGGAAAGCAAAGGCAUAUCCCCUACAGAGACUCCAAGUUGACAUUUUUAUUGCAGGAAUCUCUUGGUGGCAAUGCAAAAUUAGCAAUGGUCUGUGCCAUUUCUCCAGCACAAAGCUGUAAGAGUGAAACAUUCAGCACGUUACGAUUUGCUCAGCGUGCAAAGGCAAUCAAGAACAAGGCAGUUGUUAAUGAAGUAAUGCAGGAUGAUGUAAAUUUUCUGCGUGAAGUGAUUCGACAGCUGAAGGAUGAACUCCAUCGAAUGAAAGCUAAUGGCAACAACCAAACUGAUCCAAAUGGAAGUUACUCAACUGGAUGGAAUGCCCGUCGGAGCUUGAAUUUGUUAAAAUUUAGCCUCCAUCAUCCAAGGACGUUACCUCAUGUUGAUGAAGAUGGUGAUGAGGAGAUGGAAAUUGAUGAGGAAGCUGUUGAGAAUCUUUGUGCUCAAGUAGGUCUGCAAUCAGCAGAUGAAUAUCAUCGUUCAAAUGAACUGACCAAACUAGAGCUAAUUGAGUCAGAUAUGGUAAAUACCCCCUCUGAAAAUGGAUGUGCUGGUGAGCCAGGGCCUAACACAUCUGAAUGUGUCAAAGCACAGGAUGCUGAGGAUUCUGAUGUGAACAUGGAGGAAGAAAUAUCUGAACAGCCUAAAACCUCUGAAAUUAUGAUUGUUGAUUGUGUUCAACCUUUUACGAACACCCCAAAUGUUUUUAGUGGUCAUGAUAGUAUCAAAGAAGAUCCAGGCCAUCUAAUUGUUGAAACAACUGAUGGGGAUUCCUCUGCGAUUCUUAAAUCCCCAACACCAAGUGUCUCACCUAAAGUCAAUCAGAGUAGGAAGAGUCUGAGGACAUCAUCAAUGUUCACUGCUUCGCAAAAAGAUAUUAAGGAUGAUGGCAAGUUAGGCUCAGAGGCUAUGCAUGUAUCUUUCACACCAACAGAACAUUUGGCAGCUAGCCUCCAUCGCGGUCUUGAGAUUAUUGAUUGUCACCGUCGGAGUUUAGCAUUGAGGAGGUCAUCAUUCCGUUAUUCAUUAAAACCUGCUGAUCCUAAGCCAAUCCUUGCAGCUCAUAAAGUUGAUGUUGGAGUCCAAACUUUUCCUCCAGAUUAUGAGAUUCAAGAAGAAGAGCCAGUAGUAUUUCUAUGUAGUAAUUGUAAACAGAGAACAAACCUGGAGGGCAAAGAGGACAGUGAAAGCUCAAACCUGCAGUUAGUUCCUGUUGAUGAGUCAGAGUAUAGUGAGAAAACCUUAGUUCCUGCUGAUGAGGCAGAGUCUGCUGAGAAAACCAAGAAGCAAGUCCCAAAGGCUGUGAAGAAAGUUUUGGCUGGAUCUAUCAGGAGAGAAAUGGCACUUGAAGAGUUCUGUGCCAAGCAAGCUUCUGAGAUAAUGCAGUUAAACCGUCUGGUGCAACAGUACAAACAUGAGCGAGAGUGCAAUGCCAUUAUAGGGCAGACAAGGGAGGAUAAAAUUCUUCGCCUUGAGAGCCUUAUGGAUGGUGUUCUACCUACUCAGGAAUUCAUGGAAGAAGAGCUAGCGUCCCUCACACAUGAGCACAAGCUUCUGAAGGAGAAAUAUGAGAACCAUCCUGAGGUUUUAAGAACAAAGAUUGAGUUGAAAAGAGUUCAAGAUGAGCUGGAGCGCUUUAGAAAUUUUCAUGAUUUGGGUGAGAGGGAAGUGUUGUUAGAAGAAAUUCAGGAUUUAAGAAACCAGUUACAGUAUUAUAUAGAUUCUUCUUCCUCAUCAGCUCGAAGACGAAAUUCUCUACUGCAGUUGACAUAUUCAUGUGAACCCAAUGUGCCUCCACCUCUUAGUGCAAUACCAGAGACAAGUGAGGACAGUGCUGAAGAGAAAUUUGAACAAGAGAGAAUUCAGUGGACCGAGGCAGAAAGCAAAUGGAUUUCUCUUGCAGAGGAAUUAAGGACUGAACUUGAUGCUAGUAGGUCAUUGGCCGAAAAAAGGAAGCAGGAACUAGAUAUGGAGAAGAAAUGUGCAGAAGAAUUGAAGGAAGCAAUGCAGAUGGCUAUGGAGGGACAUGCAAGAAUGCUUGAACAGUAUGCAGAUCUUGAGGAAAAACAUAUUCAAUUGCUUGCAAGGCAUAGGAAGAUUCAAGAGGGCAUAGAAGAUGUUAAAAAGGCAGCUGCUAGGGCAGGGGUCAGGGGUGCUGAAUCUAAGUUCAUAAAUGCCCUUGCUGCUGAAAUUUCUACAUUGAAAGCGGAAAGGGAAAAGGAGAGGCGAUAUCUUAGGGAUGAGAAUAAAGGACUCCAGGCUCAAUUGAGGGAUACUGCUGAAGCAGUCCAGGCAGCUGGUGAAUUGCUUGUACGGCUAAAAGAAGCAGAAGAAGCUGUGGCUGAUGCCCAAAAGCGAGCAUUGGAAGCAGAACUAGAAGCUGAGAAGGCUCACAAACAGAUUGACAAAUUAAAGCGAAAACACGAACAUGAGAUUAGCACUCUUAAUGAGCUAGUUGCAGAAUCACGUCUACCUAAAGAAGCAAUACCACCUGCUUAUGAUAAUUUUGACAUUGCCAAGUAUGAUGCAGGUGAGACACACGAUGCCAGCGAUCAGCGAUGGCGAGAAGAAUUUGAACCAUUCUAUAACGGUGAAGAUGUUGAGUUAUCAAAGCUUGCAGAAAACUCGUCAUGGUUCUCUGGAUAUGAUCGUUGCAAUAUAUAGUUCAAGUCCUAACUGCAAAAUAGUGUAUGUAUAACUAAUAGUUUCUGUCAUAUACCUCCAAAGUCGUGGCUGUUUUUUGUUGUUCAUCUGGGUAUACCAGUUCUUGCCAAUCUGGGGGGACCAGUAUCUUGGUUCCCUUGUUGUUCUUUGUAAUCAAAUUCAGAUUCUUUCAUUUCAUAAGAGUUAAAUGAAUGAUUUAUAUUCUUUCUUGUUUCUA
Theobroma umbraticum is the source of this 6350-nucleotide messenger RNA. RefSeq names its product putative UDP-N-acetylglucosamine--peptide N-acetylglucosaminyltransferase SEC. Gene Ontology annotation, biological process: protein O-linked glycosylation. NCBI's taxonomy places the organism in Eukaryota, Viridiplantae, Streptophyta, Magnoliopsida, Malvales, Malvaceae. The record is from RefSeq and is a predicted model, not a curated record. Gene Ontology annotation, molecular function: protein binding; protein O-acetylglucosaminyltransferase activity.